Messenger RNA from Perkinsus marinus ATCC 50983, 1395 nucleotides. RefSeq names its product iron-dependent superoxide dismutase, putative. Bases 1 to 1395 code for a protein of 464 amino acids. Gene Ontology annotation, biological process: superoxide metabolic process. NCBI's taxonomy places the organism in Eukaryota, Perkinsozoa, Perkinsida, Perkinsidae. Gene Ontology annotation, molecular function: superoxide dismutase activity; metal ion binding. The record is from RefSeq and is a predicted model, not a curated record. The transcript is spliced from 17 exons.
AUGACGAGUCUCGAAUCCGAGAGUGCCCUUCCCUCCAUGGAGCUCCGACAGGCAUCUCCCAGCGUCUUCCAUUAUAGGAAGGACCGUCUGGAGGACCCCACUGCAGAUCUCCGUUCCAGGAACGGCGACAUGCAAGAGGUCCAUAAUUAUGACGAGGGAGCCCUGUCAACUAAUUCAUUGCAAUUUAUCAGAAAUGUCAGCUCUAGAAUUACACGGAAUGCGAAGCGUGGCGCUAGACGUCGAGUGUUUGAUGCCGUCAACGAGGUGGCCGGGAUAGGGAACUUCCGAGACCGUCUCAGACGACAACGUGACGAGACUAAGAAGCGUUGUCGAAGCCAGUUGGGAUCCAAGCUCAAUGAACUACGCGAGGUCGCGGAUGAGCUCAGGCGACAGACUGCUUCCGAAGGAUAUGGCGAGCAGAGUAGCGAGGUCGCCGGGAAGCAUGAAUCCAAUGGAUGUCUCCAAGAUCCAAUCCGAGCCAGGAAGAGGCUACGCCAAUUAGUGGAGACCAUUGAUGCUGAUGAUUUCGCUCCUACAAGAGAGCUUCGAGCUGCACUCGAUGGUGAUGACGAUUCAACCCUGAUGACCGAGUUGGAUAACCUCUGCCUCACACUCGAAGGGGAGCUUCCAACCAGUAACCUGCAGUCUACGCGGCCCAUGGAGGCACCAACGGGGAUGAACUUCCUUGAGGAAAAGGUGCUGAGCUCUCAGACUGAGUUCAGGAACCGCGAACCCCAGCCGUACGAGCCGACCCCACUAGGUUAUGACUACGAUGCUUUAGAACCUUACAUAGAUGCUGAGACUAUGCGUGUACACCAUGUAGGGCAUUACAAGGCGUAUGCUGAUAAGGUGGUAGCAUCACUGCUGUUCUUCAACACCUUCGAUUCAGUUCUCGUCGGCUGCCCGUCAGCUACGUUAGACGAAGUCCCUGUGUCUUUGAGGGAUAAAAUAAGGAACAACGGUGGAGGGUAUGUGAAUCACGAGCUUUACUUCGCUAGCAUGUCUAAGGAUGGUGGAGGAGAACCCGAAGGAGCCAUCAGAAGGGCAAUAGAUCAAGAUUUCGGAUCAUUCUCAAAGUUCGUGUCGGGCUUCACGAGCCUCGCUGAGGGUCGUUUUGGAGCUGGGUGGGUAUGGCUGGUGGUGGAUACCUCUACGGAGGACAACACGCUCAAGAUACUAUCAACUCAGAAUCAGGAUACUCCACAGAUGAUUUCACCUGACAUGGUUCCUCUGCUGGGCUUGGACGUGUGGGAACAUGCCUAUUAUCUCAAGUACAAGAACAAUAGGCGUGCAUACAUCGAUGCUUGGUGGAACGUUGUUGAUUGGGCAGCAGUUAACGAGAGAUACAUUCAGGGAGGCUUCACGCACCUUGAUUCUGAUAUGGUUGGUAUUUGA